Molecule: messenger RNA, 1797 nt
Organism: Neomonachus schauinslandi (Hawaiian monk seal)
Lineage: Eukaryota; Metazoa; Chordata; Mammalia; Carnivora; Phocidae
Gene: CAPS2
Product: calcyphosine 2
Exons: 17
Coding region: 1-1797 (598 amino acids)
Molecular function (GO): calcium ion binding
Source: RefSeq, a predicted model, not a curated record
AUGGAUUUAGAGGUUAAAGGCAUUGCUGCUUCUCCUACGAGUCAAACUCAGCCUUUCACUGGAAGAAACAAGCUGCUGCAACAAGGACAGACUUCCAGGUCAUGGGCAAUCCAGAAUGCUGGCCUACCUGUGGUUCCACGACUUGAUUUGGGAAGCCUCAUUGACUCUGACGAGGAGGAUGAUUUUUCAUACAUCCAACUUACUACUGCCCAUGUUCAUUUUAACCCACCAAAUUCAUCUUCUGCUCUUAGUUGCAUCACACCAUGUCAAAUAUCACAUACUCAGCAUCAUCUAAAUGAACUGGAGCAAGACAUAAUUCCUGAAAACUUGCCAGCACCAACAAGCAAAUAUAAACUAAAAUAUCAGCAAUAUAAAACUGAAAUGAAAGAGGGAUAUAAACAGUAUAGUCAGAGAAAUGCAGAAAAGACAAAAUCAAAGAUCACACAACAGUGUCCAAGAAACAAGAUAGAUGACAAGUGUGUAAAAGUUGAAGAAGCCAUCGUGGAUGGUCUUACCACUCUGGAUAGGAAAGCCCUCUUACAGCAGGGUUAUGCAGACGUCCCUUACAAUGCACAAAGGAGUAUGAGAAAAUCUAAUGCUGAAAUUGUGGCUGCAGAGAGGAAGAAACAGACUGUUGCAGAGCAAGUGAUGGUAGACCACUUAUCUAGGGCUGUAAUCAGUGAUCCAGAACAAAACCUAACCACUGAGAGACAAGAAAGUGCUCGUAUCUUUCCAGAUUCAAAGAUAGCACCUCUUCGAUUUAGGAAAAGAACACUACAUGAAACUAAGAUAAGAACCCAUUCUACAUUAACUGAAAAUAUGCUUUCUCAUAAAGUACAGUUUGAUGGUAGGAUCAUAUCAAGAAAUGGACGUGAUGCUUGCAGAGAGCUGGUUGGGUUCUUUUUUGCUCAUGACCAGUCCCUAACAAUUUAUGAAUAUCGGCAAUUUGGGAAAAACAGAACAAAUGUGCUUCCUUUUAUUCAAAAAAACAUUUAUAGUCAUCAGUGUGGACGAAGAAAAGGAAAACACUACCAACUUGGUGAUUUUUAUGUUGGUGCAAACUUGACAUUUUUGAGUUCUGAUCAUCCCAGACUUCCAGAAAGCAUAAAAGAAAACACAUUACUUAUACUUCGGAUCACUAAUAUUGAUCAGAUAGCUUUGGAUUCUCUCAAAACUGAUUCUGUGGAACGUGAGGAUGAUACAACCAGUCAAGAAACCAAUGAUAGGCUUGUCUUAAAGGCCAUUCAAGAUGCGCUAAAAGAACAGCUACACAAAAGGGGUGUUCGUAUUUUGACUGGAUUGGGAAAAUAUCUUCAACAACUGGACAAGGAAGGAACUGGACUUUUAGAUAAGGCAGAUCUUAAGCAAACUCUACAAGUGUUUCACUUAGAACUGUCUGAAAAUGAUUUUGAGUCUGUGUGGCAAAUUCUGAAUGGCAAUGGCAGUGGCAAGGUUGAUUACGGAGAAUUCAAACGUGCCAUUAUUGGUGAAAUGAAUGAAUACAGGAAAUCGUUUGUUCGAAAGGCCUUCAUGCAAUUGGAUUUCAACAAAACUGGCUGUGUGCCUAUUAUAGACAUAAGAAAAUGUUACUGUGCAAAGAAACAUCCUCAAGUAAUUUCAGGCCUUUCCACAGAGGAAGAAAUCAAAUUAUCUUUUCUAGAAACAUUAAAAGAUGCCUGCAGCAAGUCGGAUGAAGUGUCCUAUGGGGAAUUUGAAGAUUACUAUGAAGGUCUAAGUAUAGGGAUAGUAAAUGAUGAAGAUUUUGUUAAUAUUGUACGUACUCCGUGGGGGAUUUAA